This is a messenger RNA of Pezoporus occidentalis (night parrot), 2092 nucleotides long. RefSeq names its product sortilin 1 (gene SORT1). The annotation marks the transcript as partial. The transcript has 18 exons. NCBI's taxonomy places the organism in Eukaryota, Metazoa, Chordata, Aves, Psittaciformes, Psittacidae. The record is from RefSeq and is a predicted model, not a curated record. Gene Ontology annotation, cellular component: membrane; Golgi apparatus. Gene Ontology annotation, molecular function: protein binding. Gene Ontology annotation, biological process: endocytosis; vesicle organization; Golgi to endosome transport.
CCCACUUUCCCACCCCGUUUUCCUCCCCUUUUCCCCUCUCAUCCUUCUCAGUUCAUCUUCGACGACCUCAGCAGCUCCGUGUCCCUGUCCUGGGUUGGUGACAGCACUGGGGUGAUCCUGAGCUUUGGGCAAUCCAAACUGUACCGGAGUGAGGACUAUGGGAAAAGCUUCCUGGACAUCUCCAGCCUCAUCAACAACACCUUCAUCCGCACCGAGUUCGGUGUGGCCAUCGGGCCCGGCAACUCCGGGAAGGUGAUCCUCACCGGGGAUGUCUCCGCUGGGAGCCGCGGGGGCCGCAUCUUCCGCUCCCUGGAUUUUGCCAGGAAUUUCAUCCAGACGGAUCUGCCCUUCCAGCCGCUGGUGCAGCUCAGCUACAGCCCGCGGGACCCCGACUGCCUGCUGGCGCUCAGCACCGAGAACGGGCUCUGGGUCUCCAGGGACUUCGGGCACAAAUGGGUCCUGAUCCACAGAGCCGUGUGCUUGGCCAAGUGGGGCGCGGAUGGGACCAUCUUCUUCACCACCUUCCUGAACAACUCCUGCAAAGCUGAUCUGGGCUUCCUGGAGCUCAAGAAAACCUCGGACUUCGGCUCCUCCUUCAAGGUCAUCGGCACCAAGAUCUAUUCCUUCGGCCUGGGGGGACGCUUCCUCUUCGCCUCCGUUAUGACAGAGCAGGGGACCACGAGGCGCAUCCACGUCUCCCUGGACCAAGGGGAGAGCUGGAACAUGGCCCAGCUGCCCUCCGUGGGCCACGAGCAGUUUUACUCCAUCCUAGCAGCCAACGAGGACCUGGUCUUCAUGCACGUGGAUGAGCCGGGCGACACUGGCUUCGGCACCAUCUACACCUCGGACGACCGCGGCAUCGUCUACUCCAAGUCCCUGGAGCGGCACCUUUACACCACGACGGGGGGGGAGACCGACUUCACCAACGUCACCUCCCUGCGCGGCAUCUUCAUCACCAGCGUCCUCUCCGAGGAUAACUCCAUCCAGUCCGUGAUCACUUUUGACCGGGGGGGGCAGUGGGUGCCCCUGCGCAAGCCCAAGAACACCUCGUGUGACUCCACGGCCCGGAGCAAGGACGAGUGCAGCCUCCACAUCCACGCCUCCUACAGCAUCUCCCAGAAGCUCAACGUGCCCAUGGCGCCGCUCUCGGAGCCCAACGCCGUCGGCAUCGUCAUCGCUCACGGCAGCGUGGGGGGGGCCAUCUCGGUGAUGACCCCCGACGUGUACAUCUCCGACGACGGGGGCUACACGUGGGCGCGGAUGCUGGAGGGGCCGCACCAUUAUUCCAUCCUGGACUCGGGCGGCCUCAUCGUGGCCGUGGAGCACAGCAGCCAACCCAUCAACACCAUCGAGUUCUCCACGGACGAGGGGCAGUGCUGGUACCGGUACCCCUUCUCCAAGGAGCCCAUCUUCUUCACGGGGCUGGCGUCGGAGCCGGGCGCCCGCUCCAUGACCGUCAGUGUGUGGGGCUUCCGCGGCAGCUUCUUCUUCCGCAAGUGGGUCUCCUACACCAUCGACUUCAGCGAGCUGCUGAGCAGGGCCUGUGAGGACAAGGACUACACCAUCUGGCUGGCGCACUCCAGCGAUCCCGGCGACCCCGGCGACGGCUGCAUCCUGGGCUACAAGGAGCAGUACCGGCGGCUGCGCAAGGCCUCCGUGUGCCGCAACGGCCGCGACUACGUGGUCACCAAGCAGCCGUCCGUGUGCCCCUGCACGCUGCAGGACUUCCUCUGUGAUUUCGGCUACUACCGCCCGGAGAACCAGUCCGAGUGCGUGGAGCAGCCGGAGCUGAAGGGCCACGACCUGGAAUUCUGCCUCUACGGCCGCCGGGAGCUGCUCAGGACCAGCGGGUACCGGAAGAUCCCUGGGGAUAAAUGCUCCGGAGGGGAGAGCCCGGCGCGGGAGGAGACGGACAUGAAGAAGAAAUGCACCAGCAACCUGCUGAGCCCCAGCCCACUGGCCGCCCCCCGCAGCCCCGCUGCCGCCAUCCUGGCCGUGGGCACCGCGCUGCUGCUGACCGCGGCCAUCGCCGUGCUUCUGGUCAAGAAAUACGUGUGUGGGGGCAGGUUCCUGGUGCAGCGCUACUCGGUGC